Molecule: messenger RNA, 1651 nt
Organism: Schizosaccharomyces japonicus yFS275
Lineage: Eukaryota; Fungi; Ascomycota; Schizosaccharomycetes; Schizosaccharomycetales; Schizosaccharomycetaceae
Product: thiamine-repressible acid phosphatase pho4
Exons: 1
Coding region: 33-1433 (466 amino acids)
Molecular function (GO): phosphatase activity
Source: RefSeq, a predicted model, not a curated record
GACUCAUCAGGUCAAGCAAAAGUCCAACAGCCAUGCAAUUUCUUGAAUACCUCGGCGCUCUGUUCGCCGCUUCUCUCCUUUCGGGUGUGAACGCUCGUUUCACCAAGUUCGAGUCUUUUGACACCGCAUUUGACUUGGGAAACCAUCUUGGUUCCCGCAGUGUUUACCAUGAACCCAAGUUCGUCGGAAUGGACAACUCCUUCCCUGAAGGAUGCAGCAUUAAGCAAUUGCAUAUCCUCCAGCGUCACGGUUCCCGUAACCCCGAAGGCGGCUCCGGCACUGGUAUGGCUGGUGGCAUUGACGCCCUGCAAAACCGUCUUUUGAACGGUUCUAUUCCCGUUGACUACUCGAUUCCCGAGAACCCCUUUGCGUUCCUUAAGGACUGGGAGCCCGUGAUCAAGGUGGAGGAUGCUGACGCUCUCUCCAGCAGUGGCCGUGUCCAAUUGUUCGACAUGGGUCGUCAGGUGUACGAGCACUAUUCCGAGCUCUUCCAGGACGACUUGAAGUACACUGUGAACUGUGCUGCCCAGGACCGUGUCGUGGAGUCGGCUAACUGGUACUUGAUGGGUAUGUUUGGUCGCGAGUACGCUAACCGCACCAAUGUCCUCUACAUGGCCGAGGACGACUCCGCCGGCUUCAACUCUCUUUCCUCUUACUACGCCUGCCCCACUUACGAGACUUCGUCUCCUGACCCCGAAAUCGUCGAAAAGGUUCACGACACCUGGCGCGGCAUUUUCCUCAAAGCCCCCCGUGAGCGCUUGUCCGGCUUCUUGAAGGGCUACAACUUGACCGACAAGGAUGUCCGUAACCUUUUCUCCAUCUGCCAAUACGAAAUUGCCUUGAAGGACGAGAGUGAGUUCUGCAACCUCUUCACUCCCACCGAUGUUCUCAACUUUGAGUACGACAACGACUUGGACUUUGCCUACUGGGGUGGCCCGGCCGCCUCUUACGAGGGCAAGAUUUUGGGUGCUGCCUAUGUGAACAGUGUUGCCGAGCAAAUGCGCAAGCUCGCCAACGGCACCCUUACCGAAGACGACCAACAAGUCUUCUACGGCUUCACUCACGACGCCCAAAUUAUUCCCGUCGAAAACGCCCUUGGCUUCUUCCCUGAUAUCAACGCCAAUGGCCUUCCUGCUGACCGCAACCCCUUCUUCUACUCCCAAAAGACUUCCGACUUUGUUCCCUUCGCCGGUAACCUUUUGACCGAGGUCUUCCAAUGCUCUGACAACAAGUACUAUGUGCGUCACCUCGUCAACCAACAAGUCUUCCCUUUGACUGACUGCGGUUUCGGUCCCAGUGGCAGCUCCGACGGUCUCUGUGAGCUCGAGGCCUACCUGUCCUCCUCCGUCCGCUCCAACUACACUCUUAACGGCCGUAACUUGUACGUUGACUAUUGCAAGUCCAACGCUACUACUUUUAUUGCUGAGUUCUAAGCAGGCUUAACACUCUUUUAGACCAGCUUGCUAAUGAUUCCCACGGAACUGGUCGUCGCAAGUAUCGUCGGCCGGUAUUCGGAUGUUUUAUGCUUUCAGACAAACCGCUUCAAACUCUUUCCUUUCUUUAUAAAUUUUUUUGACCUACUUGUAAAACAAUAUAUGCAAUUUAAGCAAUUGAUCGCGUGAAGGAGCGAGAGAGAGAGAGAGAAGACAAG